Thalassophryne amazonica is the source of this 921-nucleotide messenger RNA. It is a transcript of the gene ecrg4a, whose product is annotated as ECRG4 augurin precursor a. The transcript has 4 exons. The coding region runs from base 92 to 544 and encodes 150 amino acids. NCBI's taxonomy places the organism in Eukaryota, Metazoa, Chordata, Actinopteri, Batrachoidiformes, Batrachoididae. The record is from RefSeq and is a predicted model, not a curated record. Gene Ontology annotation, biological process: cellular senescence; central nervous system development; G1 to G0 transition.
GCCAGUUUCCACUCGGAACGCCUGCCUUUAUGCGCCGUGUGUGUAUGUGUGCCGUACUUUUUGCACAGAUGUUGGCUUUAAGGAGCAGCGUAUGAGACGGGACAAGAUGGCACCUCUGCAGUUUUACCGGAGGCUCACUGCGCUCGCUGUGGUGCUGACCCUGCUGACCCUCAGAGACACAUCCAGUGACACCAACCUAGAGAAACUCCUAAGGAAGAGAGAUGUGGCAGGAGCUGCUCCCGCUCUGUCAAAGUCUUCUGUGGCCGUCUCUCCUUCCAAGGCUCAAGAAUUCCUGGCAAAGCUGAGCAGGACCAAAAGGAACAUCUGGGAUCGCAGCCGACCGGACGUGCAACAAUGGAUUAUGCAGUUUAUGUAUAUGGGCUUUGAUGAGCAGAGGCUGGAGACAGAUCUGUCCUACUGGAUGGACCAGUCACGUUCCCGUGACCACGGGCGUCAGCAUCACUACGAUGAAAACUCCCCCAUUGGACCACGUGACCCUGGAGCUUACAGACACGGCGCAAACGUCAACUACGACUAUUAUUAAAGUGCAGCAUCACACAAAAGCUUCAGCUCCAAACAGCCCGCCGCUUUCUGCUUUUAUGAAGCUUGCUUUGCUUUUGAAGCCAAAAAUACACAUUCUACAAUGCUACCUUUCCAUGUUACACAAUAUAAUGUAUUUUAAACUAGCCAUAUCGUGCAAAAUAAGUAUAUUUUUUAUGCAUUUUGACCAUAAUGCAAACCACUGAGGCUUGAUGUGGCUCGUUUUUACUUCUGUGAUGCAUGAAGCCCAAGUAUUAGAAAAGGACAAACCAAACCAGCCGACUGUACCACCGAGACACUGCUAAUGUUGCAGUAGCGAGACAGGAAAUUUGGGGAGGUGGGGAAUAGAACAUAAUAUGAGCAUAAUGUGGCAAAUAUAAA